This is a messenger RNA of Mycena citricolor, 7360 nucleotides long. Lineage: Eukaryota; Fungi; Basidiomycota; Agaricomycetes; Agaricales; Mycenaceae. The record is from the annotation of a GenBank genome assembly.
CGUUGCUCACAUUCCAAAUCGGGUGUCUCUAAAUCUAUCUCUUAUUGACCCUUAUUUAUGUGCUAAAUCAAGACGAUGCGUCCACCGCUUCACAUCCGACUCCAAUUGACAAGCCUGAAUGGCUCCUCACCCGUCGCUUGCACGAGCGGAAAGCUCUCUUCUGUUUGGCAGACAUACGCUGCUGUUUGGAGGACAAUAAAGUCGAAGACGACUGACCAUGUGAAUUGCUAUUGUUCUUUGCCAUCAAUCCGACUCGGAGGACAAUGGCACUUGGGCACCAAUGGUGCAAAGCCUUUGGUGCCUGGUAUAAAGGGCAGAAGCUGAGCCCGGUGCUCGACGACAUUUUACGCUCAGAUCCACGCCUUGCACGUUUAACCAGAUCGCAUCCCUCUCAUUAUCUUUAUCUCCACUUUACAAUCGACAUGUUCUCCGCCAUAUUCUUUUUCGUGCUCUCCGCCUCUGCUGCGCCUAUUCCUGUUUCCAUUCCCGGAGUGAACACGACCGCCUCGACCCAAGUUCUGGAGAAUGCCCUGACGGCCCAGUUCAUGAACGUUCAGUUUGCGAGUAUGGCACUCACGGAUUCUUGCUCUGGCAACACCACAGCUUGCAUUGACGGCUCCUUUGCGACGUGCGCCAACGGCACGUGGAGCGCGCUGCCGUGCGCGCCGGAUCUCAUCUGCGCCGCUCAGCCGGAGAUGACCACCCUGGGUGUUGGGAUGACAUGCGACACGCGUGAUAACAUCGAGGCGCGGUUUGCGUUUGCCGGGGUCGACAGCGGCUUGGAUGUCACCUGCGACGAGGAGGAUACGUCUGCUUCGCUAUCGGCAACAGCCACUGGUGCGACCUCUGCGGCGUCGUCAAUUGCUGUCUCUGCGUCUGUCUCUAUCUCUGCCUCCGCCGUUAGCUCAAGCGUCACCGCCCGUGCUCUGAACCGCCGACAAGCUGUGGUUGUGAACGGUGUCUCGAACGUUCCUGCUCCAACUUCCUCAGCUUCGGCUGUCUCCGCCUCUGCUACGCCCGGCAGCUCACUGCCGUUGACCGCGACCACAACCUUCGGUGUUGGUUCUUCGACUUCGGUCGUCGCGGCUAGCCAGACCGCCGCAUCCAUCUCCUCCGCCGCCGCGCUCUCUUCGUCCGCUACCGCACUUUCAUCUUCCGUUGCUGCCAUCUCCUCUUCUGCCGCUGCCGCUUCCUCCGCGAUUCCAGGCGUGACCUCCAGCGCUGCUGUGAUCCCGACUUCGGCUGCCGUUGGCUCAGGCGCCAGCACGACGACCUCGACUGUUCUCGGUGCCGAUGGUUUGCCGACGGCCCUUGUCGUUGUGUUCUCGACCGCUUCGGCGCUGAAUGGCGCUGCCGCCGCCGCUUCAUCUAUCGUGUCCACCGCACUUCCAAGUGCAAGUUCCGCUACCGUCUCGGGUGCUGCCCCGGCCGACCCGACAACGAUUGAUUUCGUGCCUGGUGUUGCCGCUGUUGCUACGAGCACAAUCACCGUUGCACCCAGUGCCAGCUCGAGUGUGGUUGCUGUGUCGGGGUCUGCCUCCGCUGUCGCGCUUCCGAGUGCGAUCAGUAGCGCCGCAGUUGCAUCCUCAGCUGCAUCCUCAGCUGUUCCUUCAGCUGCAUCUUCAGCUGUAUCCUCAUCUGCAUCCUCAGUCGCACCCUCAGUUGCAUUGUCUGCCACUCCCAUCGCAUCUGCCUCAGCAGUAUCCGCACCGUCUUCUAGCCUUAUCAUCAUCUCGCUCACGUCUGCACCCGCGCCUUCGUCGAGCAUUCUCCCAAUCACCGCGACCGUCAGCUCGACCGUCAGCUCAGCCUCUGUCGCACCGACCACGUCAUCCCCUUUCAACUUCCAGUCUUAAGCUGGCCUCGCAUACGAAUCCAUAACGGACUUGUUUUAUUUGUAGAACACUCGCUCGCUGUAUCAUUUAGCACUUGUUUAUCAGUAUCUUACCGUAUAUACAUAUCCUGGACUCGAGACACCGGAAUGUCGUUGUCCCGCGUUGUGCAUUAGAGGUUAUUUUCUCGGAAAUACUUGCUUGUUAUUCGCUGCGGUCGAAUAUCGUUGUCGAAAAUGAGACCUGCUAUGCAUGUCACGGCACCCACCGUCCCGGUGGUGCAGCUCCUGAUGUUCGUUUGGACGCAAGUCAUAUACGGUUGGAUUUGAAACACCCGGCUGAGUGCCGCUUCUAGCGGUAUCACAGUUAGUUGUAGAACAUGUAGAUUUGUGGCAGUCCGGACUAGGGCCAAGAAAAAAGCCAAGCUGUCCCGCCUCAAUGGUAGAUUAUGGAUUUCCUCAUAGUCACCAGAAGCUUCAUACUGAAUUAUGACCUCUGCAAGGCAACCUGCAUCCCGGGGUGGAAAAGGGGUCAGCUUUGCUCGCGUGUUCCCACUUGGUGUGCUUGACGUGAGGCCUGGCAGCAGGGGACCCUGAGUGCGAGCUACAGUGAACAUAUGAGUGAGCGAUUUUGGAAGCUAGUCUGGAAUUUUCCGGUGUCUCGAGCAGAGCAUAAGCGCUGCGCGUGGAUUGGUUGAAGAUCGUGUGGGACACGACGAGUAGAAUUGGAGACCAUGGCCCAUAACAGGCGCGUAUAUUGUGCAACUUCGUGCUGCAGCGCGUAUCUAGAGGAGAUGGUAGCGAUGAUGUCGAUGUCUCGCCGACGCAGUACGCCGCCGAUUCCGUCGACUCGAUAUAUUGACACUAUUCGAGAGAGCGAGACAGCGUCGGAGAGUAUCAUGGGGAUGAGGGCGGAUAACGAUGACCUACGCCUUGCAGACCUGCGCCUUGUAGACCCUCGAGUUGAAGGUGCAUUUGCCAGUGAUGGUGUGAGCGCGCUGGCUUCUGGCCCAAGUGUGCAGUAUGGACCUCAGCAACAUGAAGUAGAUCUGAUUCAUAUUCUCGUGAAUCGCGUCGACAUCUUCGGCAAAUGAAAGGAGAGGCAGCACUUGCACAGAUCGCUUUGUCUGUGAUGCAUUGAUUCGUGAUGACAAGAGGGUGAAUUCCUGUUUCUUCGAUCGGGUAUUUUCUGAGAUUCGCAGAUUAGGCGGAGAACACGGACUCACAAGAACUCAUUCUUAUGUGGUCGCGUGGCCCAAGCUACGAGCACGCGUUAGAACGCGCGAGAAAGGGCGCUCUCGAAAAGGAAAUGAUCCUGGCCGAUCAAUCCUCCUGCGUUUUGCUGCUUGCUCUUGACCAUGACUUCCGAAUCCCUCAACCUCAACAGCCUCGUGUCAUCCCUCCCUUCACACUCACUCAACGCCAAUUCAGAGAAACAGCUACUUGAUAAUUUCAAAGCGGCUGCGCUCAGUAUCACGACACUCUACCGCUCCUCCCGGCAUGCAUCGAAACGUGCUUAUAGCGCUGGAUAUGCGGCAGCAUGCCGAGACCUGAUGGAGAUGCUGCAGCUGGGCGUGUCUGACUCUCACGCGCUUGGUGGCACUCAUCCAGAAGAGUCGGUGAUGACCAUCGGGAGAGUCAUGGACUGGGUCGAAGCUAGGCUGGAGGCUGUUAAGGCGAGGGAGGAAGAAGAGGACGAGGAGGACGAACGAGAGAGGGGUACGACGCAGUCCGCCCCCAAUGCACAGGUGCUGGCAUCUGGUCACCAUGCACCCGCCCCGCGAAAAGCAUCAUCGCCGUCUCCUCCCCCUGCCUGCGGGGCGCCCUCAUCUUCCUCAUCCUCUUCCUCCCGAUCAACGAAUCCCAUGAAGUCAAUCCGCACCCCGCCGCAAGUGAAGCCCAACCCAUCCGCGUUCCAAUUCACCAUUCCUCCGCCGGAUGCUACUAUUCCGAUCUCUUUCAACAGCUCUUUCGCCGAGAACCUCCCGUUGCCAGUUACAGGUUCAAAGCGACGACACGCCGUGAUGAUGAUGCCGGCCCCGGCUUCGUCCGUCCAGUCCACGCCGUCCUCAUCAAGCUCGCCCCUCGUCCAACCUGCUCAUCGACGACGCACGCGGAGCACACGCGCGCAUCCCUCCCACCACACUGUGUCCGCAGACACCAUGAUGGACGUCGAGGAUGAUGGCCGGGAACGCAAACGCGUCGCGAGGCGAUAAUCGCUUGCAUAGCAAGUACGCAACUACUUGACUUUCAUUUCGUUUCCUUGUUGGCGGCGGCGCCAAUGUUCGUUGGGUAGUAGUAAUAUAGCAAUGAUCUUGUACACGUUCACACCAGGCAUCCAUGCACAUGGCAGUUUACUCAUUCACCACUUUGUCAAGACGGACAAUCUGGCCAUGAACUCGUCUGGACAUGUUUGUCAGAGCCAAACCAUCAUUCCUCCAUCCGAACUCGGGUGCUCGAUACUGUGGCAACCAGAGGUCAGAGAACUAUUAGAUCCGCCGUCACCUGGCUGUCCAGCGGGAUGGUCGUCUCUCCUGCUUGAUGCUUUUCGAUUUCCUUAUGUCCUGCUUGAUGGGAGCCAAUCCACAAUAUGGAUAGCAGCCGAUGCUCUUAGAUUUUACCCAUUGAGAAGGAAUGUUCUCCUGAAGGAGCAUGUUGAGUUAAGUAAUCAGGACUGCGGUGUCCGUGAUGAGACCAAUCUGAGUCGGUCUCAUGUUUCUGUAAUGAUUAUCUUCCGGGGUCUUCUGUUCUUGGUUCCGAAACACAUAGUAGGACUCAAAGAACUAGCAGACAUGCGAACAUUCUGAACACCCGGUGCCCUUGCAUCGUUCUGUGAUUGGUUCCAGCAGCUAUUGCCAUCACUCAUCAGGCCUUCUUUCGAGGUAUUGAUCCAUUUAUGACGUCCUCCGUCCUGACCUCUGCUUCCCGUUUACAAAUUAGGCCUCGUUCGUUUUGCUAGCACUGAACAUCCGUCGAAGCGUCAAGACUGGCACCAUACCCGGAGUCAGCGCGCAGGACUCGUAAGGCUCACGCCGCAUUUACUCACGCUCGCACUCCUGCUUCAAGGACCCAUUUACACUGCCAGUGAAGCCCAGGCGUACAGAAAGCAGCAACAUGUACCUCCCAUUCGUGUCGUCGUUCCUUCUCUCCCCGCUCUCAGCAUGCCACUCCCUCUCCGCCUCGUUCGUCCGCCUGCUCGUCGCGCAAUCCAGCUCCGUCUUCUCCCCGUCCGCAGCUUCUCCGUCCGACGAUCCAUCCACGUACCUUCUCGGCCUUGGCAUAGCGGACAUCACCGGGCCCGUCGUCGAGACAAACAUGAUGGGCUAUGCGUCGCUCGGGCAGACGGAUACGGGGCUCCACAUGCGGCAGCGGUGCCGCGCGUUCAUCGUCUCUGAAGCAUCCGCCCCGGAAAAUCGCGUCCUGCUGCUGAACGCGGACAUCGGGAUGGGCGAUGAGGGUGUCAGGAGGGGACUGCUCGUGAAGCUCGCUAAGGAGUUUGGAAACGGGACAUAUACGGGUAAGAACGUCGCGUUGUCCGGGACGCAUCAGCAUAGUGGGGUUGGAGGAUACCUCGAGAACCUUCUUCCCCAGGUAACCUCACUCGGCCUUGUGCCACAAACCUUUGAGGCGAUCGUGACGGGAUGCGCGCUCGCCGCUCGUCGCGCCCAUUCCUCCCUCGCUUCCGGCACAGUUUCUGCAGGAAACGGUCGCGUCGAAGGCGGGUCGAGAAACCGGUCUCCGACCGCGUAUCUGCUGAACCCGGAAGAAGAGCGCGCGUUGUAUACUGAGAAUGGCGGAGACAAUGGAGAUCAGGAAUGGAAUGUCGAUGUGCUGAGGUUUGACGACGAGAACCAGACCGCGGAUGGACGGGGGUUCAUGAGCUUUUUUGGGGUCCAUGGUACGAGCAUCUACGAGGAUGGGCAGAACAACACGCUUGUGAGCGGCGACAACAAGGGAAUGGCGGCCUACCUCUAUGAAUCCUCUGUCGAACCCAAAGCAAUGCCAGGAAACAACACCUAUGUCGCAGGCUUCGUCCAAUCUGCCGUGGGCGACACGUCCCCGAACACACUCGGUGCAUUCUGCGAAUCACCCGGGAAGCCCUACGACGGACAGCCAUGCGUCGCCAACUCGUCUACCUGCGGGGGGCGCACCGAAGACUGCCAUGGCCGGGGGCCAGCGUUCGCGGGACGCGCCGCCGAUCCAUAUGGCCUCGGCGAUCUGCACGGCUUCGGAAGCAAUGCCAUCAUUGGCGGGAUCCAGGCGAAGGCGGUAAAGCAGAUAUUCGGAAGCCAGAUGGCUCAGGUGCAGGGCGGCGUGCGGAGUGUCCAUGCGUAUCUGGAUAUGAGCAAGCACAGGUUCACGCUCCAGAACGGCUCGACGGUGACGACGUGCCCGGCGGCGAUGGGCUUUUCGUUCGCAGGCGGGACUACGGACGGACCGGGAGCCUUCGAUUUCGUGCAGGGUGAUAACAAAACCUCCCAGAAUCCCUUCUGGGAGAUUGUCAAGGUGUUCAUCACCCCAGAUCCAUCGAAGGAGCAGGUUGAAUGCCAGUAUCCCAAACCCAUUCUCUUGAAUACAGGAUUCGCUCAUGAGCCCUACGAAUGGUCUCCGAGUAUAGUCAAUAUACAGAUGUUCAGGAUCGGAGAUGUUGUGAUUGUGGUGAUGCCCGGGGAACUAACGACCAUGGCUGGCCGGAGAAUGCGUGCAGCAGUCCACUCCGCUCUGGCAUCGCAUGGUAUUCCGGUGUCUCGUGUGGUCAUAUCUGGCACAUCCAACACAUACGCCCAUUAUGUCACCACUCGAGAGGAGUAUUCGGCCCAGCGUUACGAAGGUGCCUCCACUCUCUACGGACCUUUCACACUCGAAGCAUACAUCGACAAAUUCACCAGUCUCGUGCCGUUCCUCGCUGAUGAGCCUCCGACCGCAUCUCCGGUCUCGGAUCCGCCGCCAGCGGAGCAGACAAGCAAGGCUAUUUCGUUGCAGAAUAGCGUCAAGUUCGACGCCCCGCCCUUCGGCAAGCACUUUGGACAGGUUGUGCAAGAUGUGAACGAAACGGCGUCGUAUCUGCCCGGACAGACCGUGUUUGCGCGAUUCGUCGGUGCGAAUCCAAGGAACAAUCUCCGUCUGGAAGAGACCUUCCUGAGCAUCGACAAGCUCUCCAAGGACGCUGCUGAGUGGGAUGCGGUGCGGACUGAUUCGCACCCCACGACCAUCUUCCGCUGGACGCGCGAGAGCACGAUACUCGCGACGAGCACGGUCAACAUCUCGUGGACGAUCGAGGACAACACAGAUUCCGGCGUGUAUCGCAUCCGCUACUUUGGGGACUCGAAGUCGAUUGGCGGGACCAUCUCGCCGUUUGUUGGGUAUUCGGGCAACUUUACGAUUGGAUGAUGCGCGUGAGGGGCCGGCUCAGGACGAUUGUUACCGCUCUGUAUUACGACAAUGCGACCCUCGCUACUUUCAAUGUGAUACCGGACUCUUCCCAUAUGCAAAUAUAUCAACACUCCUGUGUUGAUUGCGACUACGUGU